Molecule: messenger RNA, 8911 nt
Organism: Acanthaster planci (crown-of-thorns starfish)
Lineage: Eukaryota; Metazoa; Echinodermata; Asteroidea; Valvatida; Acanthasteridae
Biological process (GO): potassium ion transport; transmembrane transport
Cellular component (GO): membrane
Molecular function (GO): intracellularly cyclic nucleotide-activated monoatomic cation channel activity; voltage-gated potassium channel activity; protein-containing complex binding
Source: RefSeq, a predicted model, not a curated record
UGCACAACGGAAAGGCCGUACCCGUGGCCGUCGGAUCAGCGAUGUUGUAGAAAGCUAGACGAUUUUUUUUUAUUUCGUUGGCGAUCGAAGCACGACUGGAGCAUAAUUCGGCAGACUACAGCGGCAAAUAUCUCCAGAGUGACGGAUCUGAUAUAUUAUGGGAAGGCGGUAGCAAACCUAUCGUGGAGAUAAGCCCCACUCAGGGGAGACAACGGUCCGACUCUGUUCCGCGCCCGUUACAAAACAGUUCAUGCCGUCUUUCCUUGCGCGAGGAAGUAGGUGGAAAAAUAAAUUCGACUGUGAGUGACAAUUCAACAGUGUUACCAGAACCGCGCGCAGAGCCAGGAACGCGUUUUUUCAUUGGCGAAAAUGGGCGCGUGACGCUUCUAUCCAAAACGAAGAGCGCGCAGCGCGUUGAUUUAAAAGUAAAGGGUCACGAAUCUUAGCGUUAUAAACCAUCACUUCCACAGCUCGUGUUUUUGGUGUCAGUCUUCAGCGCUUGUUUGACAGUACGCUCACCAUUACAAAUUACACGAUGGAAUGUACAUUGACAGAGUUCAGACAGCCCCUUUCUCAGCUGUUGGGGUUUUAACACCUGGCAUUCUGACUGAGAUGAAGACCGCCUUGUGCCACAUCGUCGGCGCGACACCGCAGCACAACAGAGUCUAGCUAUCCUCUCGGAUUGUAACUGUCCCUGUCGAGCAAGAUGUCGGGAACUCCGUCGGAAUCUGUGACUCUGGAAGUCGAUGAAACUAUGACGAGCGAGAGGACGGGGCUUCGUGCAUCGCCAUCACUGGACGAUGAGCCCCAGAAAUGGUUCCUCUCUCCCCACACCACGAGGAUGCAAGUAUGGGAUACCCUGGUCAUAGUCAGUGCCGUCUUCUCCUUUUGUCUAGAUCUCUUCAUGUUUUCAUUUGAGUCUAAACUCAUCGCCCUGUGGGUACUUGCCUAUGUUGGCGACGCAAUUUUCAUCAUCGACAUUUUUCUACGCUUCUUCCGCGGCUACAUGAAACACGGAAUUCUGAUAACGGACCGACAGCGAAUCAGGAGACACUAUUUAAAGACCACUUUUUGCUUCGAUUUCUACUCCGUUCUACCCUUGGAUUUUAUAGUUUUUGCACAGCCUGGACUAGGUGCACCAGGAAUAAUGAAGGUACUAGCAAAAUAUCGCUGCAUGAAUCGGUGGAUUAGAUGUUUUCGUCUCAUGUCAUUUUUUGAAACCCGCGAAUCAAAACUGGGCUCCAACACAUCACUAUUACGAACCUUUAAGUACACAACCGUUGCUGGCCUUAUCAUCCAUAUAACAGCCUGUGUGUGGUAUUUUUUAGCCUGCGAUGGUUGGCAUGAUGGGCUCCCUAAUGCGUGUCAAAAUGACAGCUGGGCCUUGAACUUCGACCUUGGUGCCGAUAUCAGGAAUAUCAGUGCCGGAGAGUCCUACGUUAUCGCCUUGUAUUGGUCCGUGGCUACUGCAACUUCAACAGGGUAUGGCGAUAUUAGUGCCGUGAACGCAGGGGAGAAGUGGGUAUCUAUUUUGGCCAUGUUGAUCGGCGAGGGCGUCUUCUUUGGGAUGAUUCUCGGCGGGAUGGCCUCCAUGCUCACCAACUUUGACGCACAGAGGGCGCGCUACACACAUCGCUUCAACGUCAUCAAGCAAAGUUUGAAGGACGAAACAGUGACAGAAGAUCUGCAGAGGCAAGUGGUGGGUUAUUAUGAAUACCUCUGGUUUCGAAAAAAGGGAGUGACGGACGACAGUCUGAUCAAUGCCAUGCCGCUGACCUUCCAUGCAGAGGUAUCGCUGAGCGGAAAUAAGUACAUCUUGGAUAAGGCACCGAUGUUCAAGGGAAUGAGUGAAGGGUUUAUGCGCAUGCUCUCUCUAGAGAUCAAACCGUCUCUAUAUCUACCAGGUCAAAUGAUCGCCUACCGGAAUGAGAUCUGCCAUAAUAUGUACUUCAUCCAGAGGGGGGAGGUCGAGGUCUUAUCUGCAGAGGAUGACGAUACUCCAAUCAUUUCGCUCAGGCAUGGCAAGCUCUUUGGGGAGGUCAGUCUUGUAUUCAGCAUGCCCAGGACUAACAGCAUUCGAGCCGCUGCCCAUUGUGACCUCAUGGUCCUGGACAAGGCUGACCUGCAGAACGUCUUACAUCACUACCCAGAAGUUGCUAGGAAGUUGCAGCGUAUUGCCGAGGAGCGAUGCGAUGCCGCAGGAAGACUAGAGGAGCGUGUUCGUGCCGGGGAGGGAAUUAUACCAGCGUCCAAGAGCCUACGACGACUGUCUCAUGCCAGUACUCACUCACCAAGACAUUCUGGAACCCAAGCCAACAUGAGGCCAGACCAGUACGGCAAGAAGUCAAUGGAGGCAUUUGACAUCGAGGAGCUAGUGAGCGUUCACCACGGCUCGUGUGCCGCGCAAAGCCCGUUAAGGAUUGUUCAGCCGAGGGUGCAUCGCCAGUUAGGUCAGUGGUGGGAGGAUUUCUGGGAGUUGAUCACAGAGACGGUGGUGAUGCCCGGCUCACGUUUUGCCAAGCUGUGGGAACGAGGCGUGCUGGUCAUCACGCUGCUCAUCUCGGUGCUGUACCCUUACUGUGCCAGCUUCAUCGCAAACAGUGGGGCUGGGAAAGCACCAAAUGUGGACGUAAAUGAUGAUGCUGGCGACGGUGAUUCCGACAAUCUUUUGCUGUUGACGCUCAUGUACAUCAUGGACUUUGUGCUCCUGUUUGACAUCAUCGUCCGACUGAGGACGGCUGUUUCAACACCAAAUGGCACAUACAAGGACUUCAAGAGUAUCCGUGAGCACUAUGUCAAGAGCGUGGGCUUCGCGCUUGAUGUGAUCGCCAUUCUGCCACUGGAUUUCUUCUCAUUGUUGGUACCCGAGGGCAAAGACCGCACUAAUGCACUGUACUUCCUUUCCCUGAACAGAUUAGUCAAAGCCUGGAGGAUGCCCAACUAUUUCAAGAACUUGGAGAAGGAUCUGGAUGUGAACAUUGCCACCAUCCGAUUCUUCAAGUUCUUCAUCUACAUCGCUCUGCUGUCUCACUGGAGUUCCUGCCUCUGGUAUCUUGUCACCUGCGACACAGGAAACUGUCAGAUGGACAUGAAGACUUCCGAAGCAGAUUUUGUGUUUAACGUUAAGGGUGCCAGCCCCAAGCAAGCCCAAAGUUCCAAAGUUCCAACUACAGAUGUGCCGCCAUCUACCACUGCGCCGUCUCCAUUCGACGAAUAUGUGACUGCGCUCUACUGGGCUGCAGCGACCAUGACGAGCACCGGCUAUGGUGACAUCAGUGCGCAUACGACCAUCGGCCGGGCGAUUGCCCUUGGGGCCAUGUUGAUUGGGCUGCUGCUCUACGGUUACUGCCUGUCGUCCAUUGCAGCAACUCUGGCCAAUGCUGAUGCCCCAAGAGUGAACUUCCAGGAGAAGUUGUUUGCUGUGCAGGAGUUUAUGAAAGACCACAACUUGAAAUUAAACCUCCAGCAUCGAGUGGUGAAGUACCUUGGCUUGGUGUUCAGAAGACACAGGGGUGAGGUGAUGCCUGGUGGAGUGCGUCUCAUGCAUGACAUGCCCAUCCAACUGCAGCAGGAGAUUGCCUUCGAAGAUGCUCAAGAGACGCUAGGCCAGGUGCCACUUUUCAAAGACUGCGACGCCGCAUUCCUGCGCAUGCUAGCCUUGAAGACCCAUGCCUAUCUCUUCACGCCUGGAGACAUGAUAGUGUACGAAGGCGACAUGGGGCGAGAGAUGUACUUCAUCCGCCGGGGAACCUGUGAGGUUCUGUCCAAGGAUAUGACCAGGGUGACCAGCACCAUUGGGCCUGGCCAGUAUUUCGGUGAAGUGGGCCUCAUCUUUGGUGACUACCGCACAGCCACUGUACGGGCGGCAUCCUACUGUGAGCUGCUGAUGCUCAAGCGCUCGGAUCUGGAUGAGGUCUUGCAGCAUUUCCCCCUCAUUGCUAAUGGGUUGGAAGCUGCUGUGUCUCAUUGGGAGAAGGAUCGCAAGGAGAAACAACACGACGAUAAAGGGCAAUUCAAGGAGGCAGCAGGAGAUGAGGAACAUCUGAAGGAGUUACGUAAUGCCUCGAGACGCCAGCAUGAGUUGGACGUCAUCAGAGACACAGAUGAUCUUCAGGCAGAUAACUCAGUGGAGGCAACAUCCCAUCAACCAACAGAUGCCUCUGUCAAGGUCUUUGACAAGGAUUCUGAGGAUUACACUGAGCCUCUCAGUCAGCUCAGCCUGGUGGGCAGACUCUUCUCCAAGCUACUUAUGAGCUGUGCGUUGCUACCGAGUGGCACGUGGUUUAAGCGCUGGGAGGUAGUCCGCGUUGCCGUGGCGAUCCUCAUGGCAUUCACUGUUACACUCCAGGCCUCUUUCUCCCACAUGGAUGUUGCGUUGUGGGUCAUCAAUUACUCACUUGAUCUGAUCUGCUACAUUGACAUGUAUCUGAAAUUUCACACAGCUUUUUACAACGAGAACAAUGUCCUGGUAACUCAUCCAAUCUCAACUGCAAAGCAUUACUUCAAGACCAACUUCUUGAUUGACUUGGUGGCCUGCUUCCCAGCUGAGCUCAUUGGGUAUGCCGUGCUGGGGACGUUCACUUCCGAUGCCAUCCACGUGUAUGCUGUGCUCCGUCUAAAUCGAUUCCUGCAGAUGUACAGAGUUCCGCUGGCCUUCAAUUAUCUGGAGUCUGGUGUGGAAAACGAAACGGGGACCAUCAGGAUGUUGAAGUUCUUCUUCUACCUGGGUCUGUUCUUCCACAUCAUGGCCUGCCUGUGGUAUAUGAAUGCCUGCUCCCCUAUCUUCAGGGCGAAUCCCGUGCACGAGGACCUGAAGGGCUUGAUUCCCACCAACGAUCACUACUGCAAAAACAUAUCCUGGACGAGUGCCGUAGACCUAGGCUUCUACAACAAGAGUUUGAGCUAUCAGUAUGUCGUCAGCCUGUACUGGGCCUCAGCUACUGGUGCAUCUGUUGGAUAUGGUGAUAUCCACGCCAAGAAUGUAUCUGAGAUGGUACUUGCUCUGCUGUCCAUGAUCUGUGGUAUUGUCUUCUUUGGCUACGUCAUUGCUAGCGUGGCUGCUAGCUUGGCCAACGCCGACUCGCAGCGUGCACGCUACCAAGAGAAACUCACUGCAAUACAGAACUAUCUGAAGGAGCAGCAGAUAAAUCGCUCAUUGGAGCAGCGCGUCGUGAACUACUAUAACUACAUAUGGCUCAGGACCAAAGGAGUAGAUCCCAACUCGCUGUUUGAUGGGCUUCCUCUCUCCUUGAAAGCCGAGGUGGCUUUGGAUCUCUACCAAGACAUGAUCAACAAGGUACCGCUGUUCCAGAACACUGAGGUGGGUUUCCAGAAAAUGCUGGCUAUGUGCAUGACUCCAGUCUACGUGCUGAGCAAGGAAUACGUCGUCAGAAAGUUUGACUUUGGAAAAGAAAUGUUCUUCAUUCACCGUGGCACUGUGGAGGUAGUGUCGGAGGACGGAAACACCGUCUUUGACACCAUGAAUGCCGGCAGGUUCUUUGGAGAGAUCAGUCUGGUGUUCAGCUGCUCUAGAACAGCCUCUAUCAGGGCCCAGACCAACUGUGAUAUGUUUGUGCUCACCAAAGAGAACCUGGAUGAGGUACUAACACACUAUCCGUCGAUCAAGGAACAGAUUAACAGGGUAGCCGAGGAGCGCAUCAAUGCCGUACGCAAACGCAGCAAUGCCAAAGUAGGAGGGGAUAGCAACAAAUCAAGUAAUAAUAACAACAAUCCGAGCAAUAAUCCCAGCGAGAGCACCAGUGCUUCCAGCAAUAAUAACGAGACGAACACCCAAGCAAAUACCGACAGUAAGGCCACGGCAGAGAAUGCCGCCAAGAACGCCACCAACAGCCAGCCGGCGGACGGCCAAGAUGGCAAGAACGAAAACCAGAACAACGACAAGGGCGCGGAGAAGACGACUGAGACUGGCGACGACAAGGACAAGAAGAAGAAAUCUCAGAACGGAAGGGCGCCGGGGGCUGCAUCUUCCUCUGAGCCCGAAGAUUCCUCCCGCUUGGACCUGGGUAGCGACUCCGGUGAGGUACAGACGCGUCAACCUCCCUGCUGUUUGCGCAACAAGAACUACCUGGAGGAGCUGCUGAAGGCCAACCGCUUUGUCCUGAGCCCUGACAGCAAGGUCGUGCGCUAUCUCAAUCGCCUUACGUGCUUCCUUGCCUACAUAAUGUCCUUCACCAUCCUGUUCCAGGCUGCCUUCCAAGAACAGAGCACCCUUAUUCUCGUCUUUAGUUACACCUGCGAAGCGGUGUUCAUUUUUGAGAUAUAUAUCAAGUUUCAUGUCAGCUGUGCUGAUGAGUACGGGGAACUGGAGACCGACUUCAACAAGGUGUACAUGAUCUACUUCAAGAAGCUGAGCGGCUUCCUGUUAGAUCUGGCUGCAGCACUGCCGCUGGACCUCUUCGCCUUGUGCUUCACCAACAGUGAUGAGCAGUCGACGCGCUUUGCUGCUCUCACCCUCCUCCGGAUUGUCCACCUGCUGCGGUUGGUCAGGGUGGUGCAGUUUUUCGACGCUUGGGAGAAGGAGCUCAAUAUCAAUAUGCUGCUGGUGCGUCUGACCAAGUUCUUCGGGCAGUUGUUGAUUGUCAUCCAUUUCUUUGCCUGCCUUUGGUACUUCUUCGCCUGCCCGUUGGGGACCUGCCACGAAGGGACGUGGGCAGAUGCAGAAAUGUACACGGAGGAGAGUGCUCAUUGGUUGACUCGGUACGGGGAUAGCUUCUAUUGGUGCGUCGCCACCCUAACGUCUACUGGCUAUGGAGACUUCCAUGCUCUCAGCCCGAUGGAAAUGAUCUUUGCAAGUCUCGUCAUGGUGAUUGGACAGCUGCUGUUUGGCUCCAUUUUGGGUAACAUUGCAUCCACCCUUGCCAAUGAAGAGUCCGGAAGAGUUGCCUACGAGCAGAGAUUGUCAGCGGUGAAGGUGCAAAUGAAAGACAUGCGGCUGAACAGCAAGCUGAGAAAUCGCGUUGUCAGCUACUUUGACUAUCUGUGGAUGCGCAACAAGGGAGUUGAUCAGCACACUUUGUUCAAGGACGCGCCGUUCUGCUUACAGACUGAGAUAGGACUCGCUGUGUAUGAAAAGAGCCUGAAGAAGGUGCCGCUGUUUGAGGAUUCAGAGCCCAGUUUCUUCCGAUCCCUGUCUCUCAUGCUGCGACCGGUGCUCUUCAUGCCCAAUGAUUACAUCGUGCGCCAAGGAGACGUGGGCGACGAGAUGUACUUCAUCCACAGGGGGACGGUGGAAAUGAUGGACGAGAACCACCAAUCGCAAGUGGACCGAGUCCUCGGACCCGGUGAGUUCUUCGACGACAUCAACCUCUUGUAUGAUGUGCCCAGGCGGACCUCGGUCCGGGCCCGCAGCCACGUGGACCUACACGCCUUAUCUGUGGGCGACCUGAAGGCCGUGCUGGAGCAGUUCCCCGAGGUGGAGUUCAACAUUCGGCACAUCGGACACGCCUUGUACGGCCAGUAUGCAGCCAGCAUCAAUGCACAGGAUCACUUUCCCCCUAAGCAGACCGUCGUUUAACACUCGCCAUCCCCCGAUCCCUACAACAUGGGUUGGCGAACUGAAAUUUAACUUCAACUUGAUCUCGCUCGAUAAUAACUUGUAUCAUUGACGUAACUCAUUUCACGGAGGAUUAGAUGUGAAUUGAAGCAGAUCUUGCUGGAUUUGCUUUUUGACCGUGCUUGAAAAACAAAACCCUUGAGAGGUGAGAAGGUUUGCCGGAAGGACCCAACAUUUGAAAAUUGAGCAUCCUAAUUUGCCUCGAUUCAGAUUAAAUAAAAGGUUGCCUGUUAGUCUCGUGAGGGGAUAACAUGACGGUUUGUCGUCAACCUGCCCACAGGUUAUCCGCUGGCUGGCGGGGCUUUCCAGUAGGUAAGGAGAGGUUUGCACGAAUUACACAGCUCUUUGGUGUUCUGAGAACUGAAAGAAAUAAAAAUUCCACAUAGAUUGGCAUAAGUGUUCCCUUUUCCCCCUACUCAACAUUUAUACUCCGUCUACCACAUCAUAAGUCCUUCAUCUACACAAGUACCUUCUAUGGAGGUUUUUGUGGACUAUAUAGAGGAUAUUCAGUCACAUGCUGUUUGACGGUCCGCGUUCAAUUUAUUCAGAUGUGAACAGAAACGCGCAUGGCUUCCAAGUCUCUUAACAUCCAGGCAAAUACACAAUAGAAAUACACUGUACACAGAUCCGAAAAUGCACGCGCCUCCACGGACCUGGUACGCUUCCUAUCCUGAAAUGCCAUUGCCCGUCGUGUUACGUCACGUGAAAAAUCUCUUUACCCAAUAAAGAGUCCUAGUGCUUCACUUGCAAUGAGACUCCAUGCUUUUAACUUUUUUCCUCAUAUUCGAACUAUUCCUGAGGUUAUUUCUACUGUAAAAAUCUCGUGUACUAUGGUAUUUGAACUUAGUAUAAUGGAUUCUCCCUAUGAAGUACCCUUGCAUGGUGCAUUUUGACUGCAUUGCUAGAGCAAACUGCUCUCGAAAUAGUGUUCACGUUCUAUGCACUCCUCAUGCAGACUUUACAUAUCGACACUUUGACUCGUUUAGAUUUGUUGUAAGUGGUUGUUCUUCAUCAGCCACAGUAAUGGAGACUGCAUAGGUUGCAAAAUAGCUCGUGCCAAGCUUUGGGUGAGACGAUACAGAUAUCUCACGAGAUAAAGAUUACGAGGAACGGAAUAGAGCUGAUUUAAUUUUGUCAGUAGAAUUGCUAAGGCGUAGACGCAAAGUCUGGUAAAAUGUUUUGUGUGAAACGGAAAAGUACAGUUGGCGAGAGAAUGUUGCAGCACGCUUACAGCACACGCAUCAGUACGGGUGUUUCAAAAUGGUGCGCCUCCAAGAGUUUGCAACGCGUUGGCCAAUCACAGAGUGUGAAAUCUGUUUGCCCAGUGCGCGUUUGGAA